CCAAGAGUCCCUAUGAUCUUUCCCUCUCUGCUGCUUGAUCCUGGUUGCCAUGGGCUUCCCACCUCCCACCCCCCAGGUCGUAAGUUCCUGAUCGCCAAUGCUCAGAUGGAGAACUGCGCCAUCAUUUACUGCAACGAUGGCUUCUGUGAACUCUUCGGCUACUCCCGAGUGGAAGUGAUGCAGAGACCGUGCACCUGCGACUUCCUCACAGGCCCCAACACCCCACGCAGUGCCAUGUCCCGCCUGGCGCAGGCCCUGCUGGGGGCCGAGGAGUGCAAGGUGGACAUCCUCUACUACCGCAAGGAUGGUGAGGUGCCCUCAGGCCACAGGUUCUGCAAGGCAGGCUUGGCCCCUCUCUUGUCCAGGCAGAGUGACCAUGGGAAGGGCACUGACCCAGAGGACCAAAGGGUCUGGAUAAAUCUUGUCUCUUCUCUGGGCCUCUGUUUCCUCAUCUGUAGGGUGAAGUGAUGGACACUGGAUGAAAUGCCUUCUGAGGUCCCUUUCAGAGGCCAGGGACCAGACUGAGCCACCAACUGGUCCUGGCCCCAUGCAGGGCCUCCCACACCACCAUCCCUCCCCCAUGUCCCUGGUCUCCUGGCUGUCCACUCUGUCACUGUCAGCCCCAGCUGUCAGGCAGCUGGGAUGGAAAUUAACCUUUACUCAUCUCCAUCUGCUCUGGGGAUUAGGGGAGGAGUCACCCCCUCAAGGCCUCUGUGGCGAGGCAAGGCAAGGGGCAGCUGGCUUGAAAAGAGUGCUGGGUCUGGCUCACCAAGCCCUAGCUCCCUGGGGAGAUAGGGUCUGGAGUUUGCCAUGACCUGGAGGCUCAUCCUGUUUGGGAUGUUAUUGCCAGCCCAAGCUUACUGCAAACAGAACAAAAGCAUAGGUCAGGGGCUGAGGAUGAAAAAUCAUGAAGCCCUUUAAGACCCUCCCCCCAGUGCUUCACUGGAUCCGUGAGGGGAGGGAAGAGAGGAGUGGGAAUUAGGAUCCUGAAAGUCCCUUUGAAAUCACCUGGAUCAAUGGCCCCACCAGCCUGGUUCUGAAUCAGAAUUACCUGGAGCUUGUUUUCCAAAACACACCUUCCCUAGAGAGAGGCUGACUCAGAGGUGUGGAGGGAGGACAAAGCAGGUGUAUUUGUAAAAAUCUCCCUGGCAGUUUGGGUGUUUUGCCAAGUUUAGGAGCCACUGGCUUAGAUAAAUCCCUUCCUUUCAUGGAUGAAGAAACCAAGGCCCAAGAAAAAGAAGGGGCUUGGCCAAGAUUCUACUGCUUGGGUCCAAACUGGGACUGGACCCCAAAUCUCUGGAUUCUUCCCUCAGAGAUAUCUGGUCUGAAUAAUCCCAAGAGGGGAGAAAGGAACCCAACAGCCUCUGUGUUUGGAGGCAGGACUCUGGGGGAAGGAAGCCUCAGAAGAGGGCCUUCCCUGGGGAAGAAGGAAUGAGGACCACUGGAGUGCAGGUAAAGGGCAGGCACUGGGGCUGAGGGGUGCUGACAGCCGGGUAGCAGGGGCCUCGUGUGUGUGUGUGGAGCAUGAGUGUAAGUGUGAACCUGAGCAUGUGUAUGUGUGUUUAAGGGCUUCCGGGUGCUUCCUGGGCAGGUCCUGGCUGUACCUCUGGCUGUCCCCUGCUGCUGCCACCCAUGUGAAUGGGGUAGUGAUUAGGGGACUAGGAAGAACCUGGCUUAGCUUGGCAGCGCUCACAGGGUUAAUGAAGUUAGAAUAUUUUUAAAAGCUGUGACCUCACCUCCUCACAUCACUACAGAGAGGAGGUGACAGUCAAAGGAGUGAGAAGGGUCCCAGGGGAACAGGGUGGGACAGCAGGAAAUGAUAGCGGACAACAAGUCCUUCUCUGUCCCUCCCCUUGACCCCAGAGCUCUACCUGGGCCCCAGAGGGGUGAGGACUGACCACAGACUCCUAGUGAUGUCAAAUCAGAGCUCUUAGGGUCUCCUCAGCACCCUGCAUGUGCCUGGGCAGGGGGUAGAGGUCAAGGCCAAGCCUUGACCCUCAGAUCAGGACUCCGGUCUUCAGAACCCUGCUGGGGUCCUCUAGCAAUCAGAAGGGGCCCUAGAGACCUAGUCUUGGAGGUUGUCCCUGGGUGAAAAUGAAAAAUUACCCACAUGCCUGGUGCCCCAUAAAUCCCAGUCUACUCCCACCCCCAUCCUAAGCCCUUCCCUGUCCUAUAGUCCAAGACUUUGACCACCUGGACCUGCCCCAAAUUGGCCUGAAACCCAGAAAGGGGAACCUCCUGGCUUGCAUUCCCCUAAGGGAAGGAUGUAAUGCUCAGAUAACUUAUGUUCACCUUAUGGUCCACUCUGACUGCAUGAUUGUUUUUUAUCAUAGUCACAUACAUUUUAUAGUCCUGCUGGAGGGCAUCCUAAUGAUGAUUUCUUCCCUCCUCACGAUACCUCUUCUCCCCCGCUCUUUCCCCCCUCUGACUCCAGGGAGGUGAGAAGGGAAGGGGUCCUGGACAGAAUUCUAGCUGAUUUAUAAUCCUCUUUUCCUCUAGAGGGGUAAUCCACUGACAGUUCUCUAAGUCAAAGUAGAAGGUCUGUGUCCACAUAUCUCCACAUUGUGCAGCUGUGUAAAGUUGGGCUCAAAGAGGCCAGGGCAUUUGACAAAAAUUACCCCAUGAGACAGGGCUCAGAGACCCCUGAGAAACUGGCUCUGCCGCCAUCUGCCUUUACUGGGACAAGUAAGAACUUAACAGCUGGAAGGCAUGGGGAUGGCCAUAAGACUAGAACGAACGAAAGUCUGCAGGGAGGGAUGGAGGGCACUCAGAUCUCCCCCCCGGCCCACGCCCCUACUGGGGGCCUGUCAGAGGGGCCCAUCCCUGCCUGCCUUGGCCAGAUCCUCUUCUCUGAUGACCCCAAACCAGAGAGUCCCUUAAUCCGCAAGCCUGGGGAUCCUCUAGUCCUCAGCUCCAGAUCAGGAGGGUAGGGCAAGGGCUGAGGUCUGAGGUCCCAGUGUUUUCUUUACACCCACCCAUGAAUGUCAGAAAGACCAAGUCGGGAGGCGGUGUGGAGCCGCCCUCUCAGUGGCAGCUUUUGUGGCACCAGCUCCUCCCUGAGGGCUCACCACAUGCUGGACGGGGGUGUGUAAAGAGAUGGGGGCAAUAGACAACAGGGAGGCUCAUAGGGGAGGGGCGGGGACUAUAAGAAAUUGAAGGAAGGGACACAUCCAAGACACAGAGCAGAGCGGAGAGCAGUGAGGUGUCCCAGGGGGCAGAUGCGCCUGCUGCCCUUGGUCAGAGAGGUGACCGGGAGGAGCCCCUGGAAGGGAGAAUGAGCACAGCCUGUGGCCCCCCGUCCAGGGAGCGGGCAAGGGCACAGAAACACUGCCACUCCUGGGCACAACCUAGGGUGACCACACUCACCCCCUUCCGGUCACCCGGACACAGGUGCUCAUGAGCAAGGACAGCUUAGGGAUCAGGAAAAGAAUGCUCUGAACUCGUCCAAAUCCUGAUAGCCUCCUGUCUCCACCACCCCACAGGCAGCAAGCGUGAAGGUCAGGCAUAGGGUGUCACGCACGGCCCCCUUCCAGCCCUCACUGCUCUGAUGGGCUGGUCUUUGGUCCAUUCCCAGCCUCAGUUUUCCAAAGAUAGCAUCAGUGGGUACAGACUGGGCCUUGGCAACCCCUAGCAGCAUAGAACCUGGAGGCCCUGCCCUCUGCCCAGGUCUGCCCUCUCCCCGCCUGCUCCCAGGCCAGAUUUCUGCAGUGCCAGAGAGAGUGAGGAGAUAGUCUGGCCUUGGGGGCGGUGUCUCAGGUCACUGGCCAAGGAGGCUUCCUGGGUGGGUCCCAGUACCCAAGCCUCGCCAUGCCCCGGGCUGACAAGAGCACCAGGCUCUGGCCUGGGAGGCAGGCCUACAGCACUGCGAGCCCAGGAGUGGGUCACAGAGGCGAGCGGGUAGCCUCUCCUCGGGGUGGAUGUCUCCCUUGGGGCCCAAUGCAGCAGCUGGCAGAUGGCUGCCUGACGCCUGGUGCCUGGGAGUCCGGGAAUCUGAUCCUGGAGAUUCCUGCUCCCAGGGAGGAACGUGGGAGGGAGGAUGGGGGAAGCUUGGCUGCCCCCCAGCAGUAAUGGUGAGAGGAAGCACACCAGAGGGCAGCUGGGGGAAGCGUGAUUCUGGUGAAACCCAAAGUAGUAAUAAUCCUGUGAGCUAGCCUCCCACCCACUCACAUUUACACACAUUCUUCCAUUCACUCAGUUAACAGCACCUGGAACAGGUCCUGGCAGCUGGCAAAUGAGACAGACACAAACCUGCCUUCUGAUAGUCAUUUUACCUGAGGCCCCUGCCCUUAGCAUCCAUCCUGACCCUUGGGCCUGACACCCACCAACACUUUGAACUGAGGGACAUGGGAUGACCGGGUACCAUGGAGGGGGCUCACGGGGCAUCCAGCCAGCCCACAGACUGGACUCUGGGGUACAGGGAAGUUUUAGCUUGUUUUGUUCCACUCACCUAUGGGAGGGGGAGUGAGACCCUGGAGCAGAGAAAGAGGAAGAGUGGGGUCAAUGGCUGGGUCUGGGCUUCCUGAGAGAGCAGGGAGAGUGGCUGGAGGGCCCAUCCUGCCCCCACCCUGCCAUCUAUCUCCCUCUCCCUCUCCAGACCCCAGGCCACUGCCCUGCCUGCCCCGCCUCCACCCCCAGUCCCAGCACCAGCACCUCUGCCUUGAGACCAUGGGCCCCUUCCAGGCCUGGAGCAGUAGCCUGGCCUUCAUUCCAGUGUCCUCGCUCCAGACAAGUCCCCUCCCCUCUCCAAACUGUUAUGUACUGAGAGCCCAGGGCUCCCCACUCCAGGGCCCCAGCCAGCCCCAGCAAGUCAGUUUCUCAGAACCCCAGGCUCAGCGGAACAGGGGUCCGUGUGGGCCCUCCAGGGAUCCACUGGGUGCCACCACGGAGCUUGCGGCCUCAUGUGCCAACUGGCUCAGUGCCCAGCACUCAGUAUGUUCUCAACAGUGAGUUCCUUCCAGCAUCAGGGGAGCAGGACAUCUUUGUGAGACGGGAAUAUGGGAGCUGAACCCAGGGCCAGCCAGAGCUACAUGGGGGUAGAACACCCGACCUCACCUCCCCACUUAAUCCACCCCCAUCUGCUCGGCUUUAAUUACAGCAGAAGCGAACCUCAAGGUUAAGCCCUGAGCUGAGGGCUGAGUGUGGACUUGGGCCCGAUGCUACAUUAUUUUCUAAUGAGAAGCUUAGCUGCUCUCUCCACCUCUGCCCUGUGGGUGGGGCACCUGCUGGGCAGUGUCACCAACCCUCUGCCCAAUAGCUCUGGUGACUCUGCAGGCCUCCUCACCCCCCACGGCUGCUCUUAACUUGACCUUAACCCAGAUCACUCCCUAGCUUCCCCAGGCCAGGUUCCUGCAGGAGAGGACCCCUCCAGUGACACCCCCUCCCCACGGUGUUUGCAGCCUCCAGCUUCCGCUGCCUCGUGGAUGUGGUGCCCGUGAAGAAUGAGGAUGGGGCCGUCAUUAUGUUCAUCCUCAACUUUGAGGACCUGGCCCAGCUCCUGGCCAAGCGAGGGAGCCGCAGCCUGUCCCAGCGCCUGCUGUCCCAGAGCUUCCUGGGCUCCGAGGGCUCUCAUGGCAGGCCGGGUGCACAGGGACCUGGCCCGGGCAGGGUCAAGUACAGGACCAUCAGCCAGAUCCCGCAGUUCACACUCAACUUCGUGGAAUUCAACCUGGAGAAGCACCGCUCGGGCUCCACCACGGAGAUUGAGAUCAUCGCACCCCACAAGGUGGUAGAGCGGACCCAGAACGUCACCGAGAAGGUCACCCAGGUGCUGUCCCUGGGUGCGGACGUGCUGCCGGAGUACCAGCUGCAGGCACCGCGCAUCCACCGCGGGACCCUCCUGCACUACAGCCCCUUCAAGGCCGUGUGGGACUGGCUUAUCCUGCUGCUGGUCAUCUACACGGCCAUCUUCACGCCCUACUCGGCCGCCUUCCUGCUCGGCGACCAGGACAAGCCUCAGCGCGCGGACUGUGGCUACACCUGCAGCCCGCUCACCACGGUGGACCUCAUCGUGGACAUCAUGUUCGUCGUGGACAUCGUCAUCAACUUCCGCACCACCUACGUCAACGCCAACGACGAGGUGGUCAGCCACCCCCGCCGCAUUGCCGUCCACUACUUCAAGGGCUGGUUCCUCAUCGACAUGGUGGCUGCCAUCCCCUUCGACCUGCUCAUCUUCCGUACUGGCUCUGAUGAGACCACAACCCUGAUCGGGCUGCUGAAGACGGCUCGGCUGCUACGGCUGGUGCGUGUGGCUCGCAAGCUGGACCGCUACUCUGAGUAUGGGGCAGCAGUGCUCUUCCUGCUCAUGUGCACCUUUGCACUCAUCGCACACUGGCUGGCCUGCAUCUGGUACGCCAUCGGCAACGUGGAGCGGCCCUACCUGGAACCCAAGAUCGGCUGGCUGGACAGCCUGGGAGCGCAGCUCGGCAAGCGCUACAAUGGCAGCGACCCAGCCUCAGGCCCCUCGGUGCAGGACAAGUAUGUCACGGCCCUGUACUUCACCUUCAGCAGCCUCACCAGCGUGGGCUUCGGCAACGUCUCACCCAACACCAACUCUGAAAAGGUCUUCUCCAUCUGCGUCAUGCUCAUCGGCUCCCUCAUGUACGCCAGCAUCUUCGGCAACGUGUCGGCCAUCAUCCAGCGCCUGUACUCGGGCACGGCGCGCUACCACACGCAGAUGCUGCGAGUCAAGGAGUUCAUCCGCUUCCACCAGAUCCCCAACCCGCUGCGGCAGCGCCUUGAGGAGUACUUCCAGCACGCCUGGUCCUACACCAACGGCAUCGACAUGAACGCGGUGCUGAAGGGCUUCCCCGAGUGCCUGCAGGCCGACAUCUGCCUGCACCUGCACCGCGCGCUGCUGCAGCACUGCCCGGCCUUCCACGGCGCCAGCAAGGGCUGCCUGCGCGCGCUCGCCGUCAAGUUCAAGACGACGCACGCGCCGCCUGGGGACACUCUGGUGCACCUCGGCGACGUGCUCUCCACGCUCUACUUCAUUUCCCGCGGCUCCAUCGAGAUCCUGCGCGACGACGUAGUGGUGGCCAUCCUCGGAAAGAAUGACAUCUUUGGGGAGCCCGUUAGCCCCCAUGCCCGGCCGGGCAAGUCCAGUGCAGACGUACGGGCCCUGACCUACUGUGACCUGCACAAGAUCCAGCGGGCAGACCUGCUGGAGGUGCUGGACAUGUACCCCGCCUUCGCAGACAGCUUCUGGAGUAAGCUGGAAGUCACCUUCAACCUGCGGGAUGCAGGCGAGGGUCUCCAGUCAUCACCCCAACAGGCCCCAGGCAGCCAGGACCACCAAGGCUUCUUCCUCAGUGACAACCAGUCAGGUGCAGCCCCUUCCCUGAGCAUCUCAGAUGCAUCUGGCCGCUGGCCUGAGUUGCUGCAGCAAGUGCCCCCCAGGCCAAGUCAGAGCCCCCCAAACCCUCAGGGAGACCCAGACUGCUGGCCUCGGGAGCUAGGCUCCAGGCUAGAGCAGCUCCAGGCCCAGAUGAACAGGCUGGAAUCACGCAUGUCCUCAGACCUCAGCCGCAUCCUGCAGCUCCUUCAGCAGCCCCCGCCCCAGGACCACACUGGCUACAUUCUGGGAGCCCCUGCCUCCAAUGACCUGGCCUUGUCUCCUUCAACCUCAGCAACUCAGAGUCCAGGAACUAGACUACUACCCCAGGGCGAUCUGCCCCCUGCACAGGCCCCCAGUUAUGGUGACCUGGACAAAUGGAGGCCGAAGCUCGGGAACUCCUCCUCCAGGAUGCUGGCCCCAGCCACAGAAAUGGACAAAACUACAACACCGUCCUCAGAACAGAAGCAGCCUGAGGGGCUCCCGUCACCCUUGGCCUCGCCUCUGCAUCCCCUGGAGGUACAGGGACUUGUCUGUGGUCCUCACUUUCCCUCGCUCCCUGAACACCUCAGCUCUGUCCCCAAAUAGCUGGAGUUCCAGAGACAUGGCUCAGAUCCUGGAUUUGUGAGGAGCUAGAGCCACUGUACCCCAAGAUAAUAGACACCAGGAAGGAACUGAAGGCGGGUGAGGCGACAGUUAAGGAUUUGGGGGAGGCAGACAGCCUGUAAACUGAAAACCAUUUACCUAGAGUAGCUACAAACUGCCAAUCCAGGUGACCCAAGAUGGCUUGGGCCAAGAGGCUCAGGACUUCUCCCAACCUCCCGCAGGUCUCUAUUUAGACAGCAGGCCUGGUGGAGGGGGGGUGAGCCUCAGGUGUAGAGGUAGCUUAUGGGACAGAGGGCUCAGUGAAGAACAGAGACCUUCCUGAUCUACUGUGUGAGAGCCUUGCUCUGUGCCAAGUACGAUCACCUCCCAGCUCAGAACUCUCCCCCACCACCCAGCCAGCCCCCAAGGUUGGUCAAGACCUCCCGCCGAGAGCUUGUGAACCAGCUGGAGAUGAAAGUGUCCUCUGUAGUGGACACAUCAGGGACAGAACUCCAGCCCCCAGCCACUCUGCCCCUGAUGGUUCUGUGAGGACCUUUGGGACCCUAGGGGACAAUGGAGUGAGUGUCUCAGAGCUAAUAAAGUCUGCACACUUCAUGUUGGGCUGGGUGUGUAACUUACGUAGGGUCAUCAGGUCCUUGAUUGUGCUGUAACUGACAGCUGUGAUCUUCUCCAAGUCCCUCUCCCAAGGACCUGUGUGUUGGGGACCUGAAGGUGGAUCUACCAUGUUCAGGAGUCCCCGGAACAGGGGGCUUUUAGCCAGGCUGGGGUGAAGGGAAGCAGAGAGGCGCUGGCGUGGUGGCCAUAGGGAAUCAUGACAACAGCCAGCGCUUCCAUAGCACUCACCCUGUGUUGGGGGACACCGUGCUGACUGCCCUGCAGAUAUUAGUUCAUCAACUCUUUACAACAACUAUAUGGGGUCAGUAUUAUUAUCCCCAUUUUAAAGAUGAGGGAUCAGAAGCAGAGAGACACUAAGAAAUUUACCCAAGCAGGAGGGGAACUUCUGGGGUGCUGGUACUCUUCUAUUUCCUGAUCUAAGUGCUGAUUGCAUCAAUGUGUUUCAGGUUGUAAAAACAUGUGCACUUCUAUGUGUAAACUAUACUUUGAUUUAAAAAAAAUAUUUCCCAAAAACAUAUCAAAAGGAGGACAUAAUUUCAACACAGAUGGUCUGGUUUGAGAACAUGUGCAGUCAACUACUCCACUGAAAUUGGCUGUUGUCCAGAAAAGUCAGUGGUCCUGUCCUUUUGCAGUACUCCCUAAAAGAAUUUUGAAAAUCUAUUUUCCCCUCACACAUUUUUAGUUGACAUCUGAAGUAUUUCCUGAUAAGUUUAAAUAGUUGAAGAGGACAGGACUUCCCUGGUGGUGCAGUGGUUAAGACUCUGCCUGCCAAUGCAGGGGACAUGGGUUCAAGCCCUGGUCUAGGAAGAUCCCACAUGCCACGGAGCAACUAAGCACAUGCGUCACAAUUACUGAGCCUGCGCUCUAGAGCCUGCAAGCCACAACUACUGAGCCCAUGCGCCUAGAGUCCGUGCUCUGCAACAAGAGAAGCCACUGCAAUGAGAAGCCCACACACCGCAACGAAGAGUAGCCCCCCCCACUCGCCACAACUAGAGAGACCCAACGCAGCCAAAAAAAUGAAUGAAUAAAUUUUUAAAAUAAAUAAAUAGUUGCAGAGGACAUAAUUUCCAGUGUGUUGUAAAUAUUGACACUUUAUAAACUGUUGCAUUCAUAUCAAUCUAUUUCAAUCCAAAUAGCAGUGAUUCAGAAGCCAAUAUCAUUCAUUUAAAAACAGGAGAGCAAGCUCUUCUUUAACAUAGUUCCUUUUUCUCUGCUCAUAAUUCCACUCUAUUCCAUCCACAGUUUAUCUGACAUGUAAUUUAUUUCCAUGCUUGAAAGUCUAUUAUUAAUAACCUCAUCAUAUCUGUUUGGAAAACACGCUCGCUGCAAAUAGAGAAAGCCCACACGCAGCAAUGAAGACCAAACACAGCCAAAAAGAAAUAAAUAAAUUUAUAAAAAAUAAUAAAAAAAAAUUUUUUAAGUAAUUGUAACCUUACUAAGGCUUUAAGGGUUACACUUAUUAGUACUAGGUUUUUCAA
Orcinus orca (killer whale) is the source of this 10029-nucleotide messenger RNA. It is a transcript of the gene KCNH6, whose product is annotated as potassium voltage-gated channel subfamily H member 6. Bases 5459 to 7918 code for a protein of 819 amino acids. Lineage: Eukaryota; Metazoa; Chordata; Mammalia; Artiodactyla; Delphinidae. The transcript is spliced from 11 exons. Gene Ontology annotation, molecular function: inward rectifier potassium channel activity. Gene Ontology annotation, cellular component: membrane. Gene Ontology annotation, biological process: regulation of ventricular cardiac muscle cell membrane repolarization; potassium ion transmembrane transport; membrane repolarization during action potential. The record is from RefSeq and is a predicted model, not a curated record.